Molecule: messenger RNA, 926 nt
Organism: Punctularia strigosozonata HHB-11173 SS5
Lineage: Eukaryota; Fungi; Basidiomycota; Agaricomycetes; Corticiales; Punctulariaceae
Product: Phospholipase/carboxylesterase
Exons: 5
Coding region: 114-833 (239 amino acids)
Biological process (GO): protein depalmitoylation
Cellular component (GO): cytoplasm
Molecular function (GO): palmitoyl-(protein) hydrolase activity; carboxylic ester hydrolase activity
Source: RefSeq, a predicted model, not a curated record
ACCAUAUAAAGCGCAGAAUCAUCGCGGCUUUGUUACCAGUGCUCUUGGCUUUCUGGUGGCAUCGAUCGUUACUUGAUUUCCUGAAUAAUCUGAACCCAACGUUCGAACACACCAUGACAUCGCCCCCGCAACUCAAAUACGUGACAGUUGAACCCUCCGCGGUGCACACGGCAUCGUUCAUUCUGGUUCAUGGCUUGGGUGACUCAGGCAAUGGCCUGAAGCCUGUGGCGGAGAGUAUUUCACGCAACUCGGCCUUGUCCCAUAUCAAGUGGAUUCUUCCUAACGCGCCGGUGCGUCGGGUGACUGUCAACCGAGGGGCUUUAAUGCCUGCAUGGUUCGAUAUAUUCCAAUUUGGAUCGACGACACAGGAAGACGAACAGGGAAUGCAAGAGACCGCGCAAUCACUGAACGAGCUCAUCUCCGCUGAAGUGGCAAAUGGCGUGGAUCCCAGUCGGAUCGUCCUCGGGGGCUUCUCGCAGGGGGGUGUGAUGACGCUGCUGGCGGGGCUCAGUAAUGAGAGAAAGCUGGGCGGGCUCGUUGUGCUCAGCGGUCGGGUGCCGCUGAUGGGCAAGUUCAAAGACUUGGUUUCGUCUCAUGCGACGGAGGUCCCGAUCUUUUGGGGCCAUGGAACGGAGGACCCAGUGGUCCGCUUCGAUCUAGCGCGGAACGGCGUGCAAUUGUUGCAAGAGCUGGGUGUCAAAUCCGCGUCCCCCGGCGACGGUGGCAACGGCGGUUUGUCGUUCCACGCCUACGAAGGCCUCGGGCAUUCACUGAGUGCCCAAGAGAUCGAAGACCUGAGUAACUGGCUUCAGAGAGUUGUCCCGGCGAAAUGAUGUCCCGAAUGGGGAAAUUGCAUGUAUCAGUGCGCUCACGAUGGAGUUUUCGGGAGUGCCCAUUAUAUCCAACGAAUUUGUUUCAUAUGGAAG